AUGGAAUAUGACCCUGGAAUUUACGAGCCAGGACCUUACGAGCCAGGAACACUACAGAUGGACGAAUGGCCCACGAUCCCGUCGUCUAUGGACCCUAUACUAUCUAGUUCCACGGGUUACCAGCCCCCGAAUAGUACUACUGAGGCCACAGAGCUCAGAGAACAUACUCGAUCUCCGAGUACUGACGAAAAUCCCCCUUCCGAACCAGACGAGAUUCCAGGUUUAGAUAUUAACACGAUUGGGGCUAUGUCAACCUCUCCUGUCCGCGCGAAUGUGAAGCGGAGACGAUCCGUGGUAUCUGCUCCUGGAGAUAUCUUGGCUCGCCAGUCAUCGAGGAGGGACAGAGAAACCGUACUAAGUAAUGAAGAUGAUCCAUACCGUCUUAGCAGCGAAAAAGCAUCAGGUGCGGCUCAUGAGAGAGUUCAAAUCCACAGACAGGCAAGCAAUACGAAUCCUCGUUGCAAAAAACGGGCUGCUUCUCAUCCUCAAGAUACUGGUUCACGGAAGAGGCAAAGGGUAGACGGCGGGGAUACGGUACCCGCCAAUACAAGAGUCAAGAGGGAUCGAAGUGCUCAGAAAUCACAAGGAGUUACUCUACCUGAGCUACCGCUAUUAGAACAAGAUGAAUGUAUUGAAAGCGGCGGGGAAGUGGCAUACGAGCGAAAAGGCAUAUUUCGGCUUAAGAAGGACAAAGAGAGAAAUGCGUUCCGCUUCCCCAAGCCUCUCAGUCAGCCAGAACCAGUCUGGCGAGCAGGCGACGGGUUCUCAGAAGAUGAAGCUAAGCCAAGCUUCUUAUUAUUCAUGACCGGCAUUUCCAAGCAGAAAAGAAUUGAAGCAGGUCCAGGUUUGGGAAAACUACAAUUAGAGACUGAGACUGCAAGUAGAGACAACGGGGGUGAAUCGAAAAUUGGCUGCACGAAUGCUCGGAAUUUAAUGCUGGCUCAGAGUGGAACACGAAUCCUAAGUGGUACAUCAAAAGACGUUUGGCCUACCAAAGAAAACUUCGCAGAGAAAUUGGGACCACGACAUCAGAGAUCCAUCACUUCCGAAGGUCAAGAGGUUAUUAUUCCGUCUACCAUAUUGGAGCCAUCUGCCCCAAAGCAUCCAUACAAAGAUAUGUCUUCGCAUAAGUCCCUCCCCGUACGAAAAAGAAAGAAUUCGGAUUUCGAGAAUUUCGGACGACACUUGAAGGAGAGUAGCAACUUACAAUUUUCUGAUAGCAUAGGACAUCAGGGCUCGAAGAUGCAAUAUACCAACCAACCAAAGCCGGCGGACGGUGGAUGUGAACAGGAAGAAGAAUGUGAAGGAGAUCUAGACGAUGUGAUUGCACCUUCAACGUGUUUCGAGAACGAGAUCGACGAGGAUCAUGAAGCGCUUGGAACUAGCUACGAAGAUACAUUAGGUGCCGCUCGCAGUCGAGAGUCCAGUGCUAGAGAUUCCGCCAUUUUUGUAACCGAGGACACCGAAAACGAGCUGUCGGAAACUUGACUGGUAUCCGUGUGACUUGAGACAGUAGACCGGGUCAAUGCACGGACACUUACUCUAUAAGCUUUUUAAUUUCGCUCGAUUCGACUUAACAAAAACAUCGAAACAACCGCUCAGGUCUAUGGGAAUGGUAAUAGGUGGAUUGUGCAUUUUUGCUCUUAUAUUCAUAUAUACCCGACACGUAAGUCACUGUUAUCAAAUGGAGGGAUUUCUUGUUACAUUAAAGCAUGUUCUUAAAACCAUUGAACGCAAGGGCGUGAUCAAGCACUAUAUAGGUCUAGGAGGUAGCUUUA
Messenger RNA from Daldinia caldariorum, 1778 nucleotides. RefSeq lists its product as uncharacterized. The transcript is spliced from 2 exons. The record is from RefSeq and is a predicted model, not a curated record. The coding region runs from base 1 to 1488 and encodes 495 amino acids. NCBI's taxonomy places the organism in Eukaryota, Fungi, Ascomycota, Sordariomycetes, Xylariales, Hypoxylaceae.